AUGUCAACAACAGAGAACACAACAACAGUUAUAGUCCAUGAAGCUAUAAAUGAAGAAUACGAGUACAUACAGUAUAACAAACAGUUACGUCUCAUUCGUUCGGUCAAAGACGAUAUGUACCAGAUGCAAAGUAUUUUGAACGCUCUUCGUUCUACAAAGCAAGCAUAUCAUUGGUUUGAAAACCAACAGACAAAAGAACUUUUAGAAGAAUUUCCUCAUAUGUUUGCUACCCUCGGAAAACCGAGGGUAGAGAUUCCGUACGAAAAUCGCAAGAAUUUGGCUCCUGGUUUGAGAGGAUAUUAUGUUCAUAGACUUUUAGUAAAUGCCGUAGCAAUGUGGGCUUCACCUCGUUAUGCUU
Messenger RNA from Trichomonas vaginalis G3, 358 nucleotides. Its product is annotated as KilA, N-terminal/APSES-type HTH, DNA-binding family. The annotation marks the transcript as partial. The record is from RefSeq and is a predicted model, not a curated record. Lineage: Eukaryota; Parabasalia; Trichomonadida; Trichomonadidae. The transcript has a single exon.